Messenger RNA from Lotus japonicus, 1094 nucleotides. RefSeq lists its product as uncharacterized. Lineage: Eukaryota; Viridiplantae; Streptophyta; Magnoliopsida; Fabales; Fabaceae. The transcript has a single exon. Bases 254 to 721 code for a protein of 155 amino acids. The record is from RefSeq and is a predicted model, not a curated record.
ACAAUCCGUACAUUUAUUAUCAUUUUUCAAGAUAACAUUAAUACAUGAUGCUAUAUUAAACUACAAAAAAAAGCAUAUUUAAUUACUUAGUAGUGUGGGCAUGCCCAUGUGUUAGUCUUAAUCUUCUGUCUGCAUGUAUCCUAACCUGAUUAUCUCUCUUCCUUCGAAUUCACUCACCCACCCAUUCUCUCAUUUCAUUUUCCUAUAUUCAUUCACUCACCGAAUCAAAACAACAACAAGAAUUUAAGAGAUCAUGGAAGGCAUCACAGCCAGCGUGUACAAGGGUUUGAAGGAGUACUGGGAGAGAAGAGGAUACCAACGGAUAAAUGGGUCGGGCCGGGGAAGGAGGCGGAACCGGGUGGAGCUGGGAACAACCCAGACACGGAGGGGACGGUUGUGGCGGUGGAGGAUCAAGCUGUCACCCAAGAUCCGAAUCCAGAGAAUCCCUUCGCCGAAGAAGAUGCUGAUAUGGAUGAGGGAUGCCUACGUGAAGAUGAUGAUGGGUCUCGCCAACUCGCGGGUUGUCACUGUCGGCGCCUCCGCCGGUAGCUUCGGUGGCGGUGCGUGCACCGCCCCGGGUUGGUUCGCGAGGGCGCCGCAGAAGGAGUACGAUGAGAAGGUGAUCUUACAGAUCUAUAAGUCGCUGCUCAUGGCACGUGGACAGCACAUGGUGCCGCCGCCGCCGCCGCACGAGGCUUCCGGAAUCGCCGCCGCAGAUUAAUCUGCCAACUGUCGUGCAGUUACCAAGAACAGUAGCAUCUUCUUAUGUUAAUUUCUUUGUUUCUAUCCAUUUCUAUUUUCUUUUUUUAGUUAUUGUGUUUUUGGGGGCUUUAUCUUAUCUGCAACGUAAAUCUAUCAGCUUAGUUGGUUUUUCGUGCUUCCCAAUUGGACCUAAUUAGUGCAUGUCAACAUCACUGCAAUAUGUAGAUAUGAAACUAUUGUGAUAGAAAUCAUAACAAUUACUACAAGUUCCUAGCUAUGGAAUUUGGACAUGUAAUAUUCUCCUUUUGCUGAAAGUUUCUGUCAAGCAAGGUAGCCCAAAUUAUGUAACAAAGUGAAAGUUGAUAUGCAAAUGAAUAAGUGAUUUUAUGACA